Molecule: messenger RNA, 925 nt
Organism: Drosophila takahashii
Lineage: Eukaryota; Metazoa; Arthropoda; Insecta; Diptera; Drosophilidae
Product: membrane metallo-endopeptidase-like 1
Biological process (GO): proteolysis
Cellular component (GO): plasma membrane
Molecular function (GO): metalloendopeptidase activity
Source: RefSeq, a predicted model, not a curated record
CACCAAAUACCAGGGAGAUUAUUGCGCAUCAAGUGUAAGGAACGCCAUGCCGUUCCUUUUCAUCAAACUUUAUAUGGCGGAGAACUUUAAGGCGGAAAUCAUGUCGGAAGUGUCUGAAAUUGAAGGCGAAGUGUAUAAGAGCAUUAGAAGGUCGUUGGGGAAAUACUUUACGCACCACCACCACUUAAGUAUCCCUAUAAGGUAUCUCUUUGAUCGCACCCAGUUCAACAUUCUCGCCGAUCGCCUAAUCCCGGAAAUAAGCCGCCUCGAAAUAGACGACCAUAGCUAUGCUGCGACCAAUAUUAAUCUUAAAAGGCUUGGUGCGGACGUCAAUCGAUACAGCACUCUUCACUCCGAUGAGCUCUCUGUCCAACUGUCCGAGUCUCCGAAUACCGUGUUGCUUCACGUCCUUCAAAUGGCCACAUUGUUGCAAGCACCCUUUUACAACCAAUCAUGGCCGUUUUCCCUCAAAUUCGGCGCCUUGGGUGGUUUUGUUGCACGAACCUUUUCCAACCUCCACUGGACAUUGAACUUGCAAUUUUUAGAAAAAUUCGAUUGCUUUUGGGAUAACUACGGAAGUCUUCACGACUUAAACUCCGCGGAGUCGGAGAUCGGUAAUUAUUCCCACGACUUUGACAGAUUGCGACUGGCAUUUUCUGCCUAUCAAAGUCACAUGAAGCAGCUUCUGGAGGAUCCCAAGCAGGAGAGGAUCAACGAGCAGAUGCCAGGACUCGACAUGUCGCCGGAGCAGCUCUUUAUUCUGGGAUCCAUUCAGACGCUUUGCUCCGAUUACGAGGAUCAUCAUGCGUACAUAGCUAUGGCCUUGCUAACAAGAAACGAGGAAUUCUUCCAGGCCUUUAACUGUUCUGCAGGAUCUGGCAUGCGUUCGCAGCCGAAACUUGUCAUCUGUGGUAACGAAACUUAA